GAAGAAUCAGCUGAAACCUACGAUUCAGACCAGCUCACUUGUUUAUCACGGAUCAGCUUCAAAUGUAGGUAUCUUAAUAAAUUGUAACUCGGACAUUCAGAGCGGUACGCUUGUCAUCAUAAUGCCGGUUUUGUUCUGGUGUUUGCAAAGAAAUCAGCUACGUUGCCCUUACUUGGGAUUAGCUGUCUUUCGAAAAUGUGUUUUGUUAAAAGAUGAACACCGUCGAGUGCUAGUAGUUGUGACAGAGUGGUCAGUUACUUACUGCUGCAAUAUCAACCCAUGGACCUUUACGUUUUACAUGUACCGUCGACCUAGUCAAGUAUUACCUUUAGCUUCUUUGUAGCCUUAUGUCGGUUUUAAUCUUUUAGUUUUAUUCUUUAGUCGCGUUUUAACCAAUCUAUCGCUUCUAGUGCUCAGCGAUGGCAGAACUAGUCUUUAUUCGCACAUAUGACAGAGUGACGAGACUUACAAGGAGCCUUCGGUUCCGCAUUACCAAUGGCUCCAAAUUAAGAGACAUAAACAAAUACAGCUUUUACAUGAUAGAGAACGAACGAUCGCUCCUUAUGGACUAGUGUUUAUUUUGUAAAUAAUUCACUCUUCGUCAACCAACAAUCAAUCUCCUUGGGUUUUUCAUGGUGUGGCAUUUGUCAGACCGAUUUGAAAAUUGUAUUCGUUGCGAAUGGCAGCUUAGAUUUGGUAUUGUUUACAGUAGAUUUAGCUGGGAUUCCAACUGAUUCUGCCACGUUAUUAGUACUUUUAAUUUGGUUUUGUGGGGAUAACUUGUUUGAAAUCAUUCUCACUGAAAAACUAAUUAUGCAGAAUUGAGACAGGGUUUGACGUUAAAAGCACCGAAGGGUAUUCAUGAAAGCAUGAAGCGAGAUAUAAUUCGUUGCGCAGUUAUCGCUAGCUCGUAUUGCACGUUACUAUUUAUCUUUUUAGUGGAAGUUGUCGUUUAGAAACUUUCCUCUAGAAAAAAGAAUAAGAAAAAUCUUGAACAAACUUGGUCUUGCUUUGUAAGUGAUGAAAGCGUAAAGUGUCUUUUCUGAUCUAUAUGGGGCAUGUUAGCGUCUCGGAUCCUUCAAUUAUUGAAAAUCAACCUCAUGAAUUAAGCAUUGUUUAUACUAUUGCUCGGAUAAUUUGGCAGUGAUAUAUCAGUGAAAACCCUUGUACAGUUGAACCUGGUCGAGUCUGGGUCAUGUAUAUUUCUAUACAUUCUUUGAGCAUCUUAUCAUUUAAAAGUUUUAAAAUUGCUGCACAGGGUUUGUUUGUUAGUUUGUUCGUUUCUGUCAAUAAAACUGGUGAACAGGCCGUGACGCUAAGAGACUCAAGUCUCUUCUUAAUGAAAAAUUUUCAGCUUCUGCUAUAAUCGAAUUUAGAAUAAAGGUAUUUUCUGAAAUUAAAAACAACAAUUAUUAUGUAAACGGUCCCGUUUUGCAUGCAGGUAAUUGAUUUGUAUAGCUUAAAAAAUAUAUUGGCUUCGGUGACCUUCAUCUAUUGUGCAGUUUCCUCCGGGCAGAGAGAUAUUUCCGUCACAACUGGCUGGGGUAUAAAUAGUGCGUGGAAAAGUCUAGAAGGGUAAAUUAAAUUCAUAUAAAGCCUUAGCUAAUCAACCCAAACAAAGGUAAGUUUCUUUUCUUGAAUUUAUGAAGGCUUUUGAUUUUUAACAGAGCUUCAAGGGGUAUGGUAAAAUAAAAUCUAGCAGGAGGUUAUUUUCUCUUCAUCCUAAUGAACAAUUGAGACCCUCAUCGAAAAUCUUUUCCAAAAUAUCCUUCAAAUCCCUCUUUGAUCAAAUGAUUUCUCAAUAGGUAAGAGUAUCGCCUUCUGCAAGAAGUUUGGCCAUAAUUCGUUUUGUUUGCCGCUUUUCAUGUGUUUAUUUACAAAAGGCUGUCUAUUAAUGGUAAAAGUUGAAAAGCAUGUAUUUCACGGCAGCCCUAAGCUCUUUAUUGUUCCUUUGCAAUUGCAUAUUUUUGUUUUCUUGGCUGUCCUUUCCCUUUCCGUUCUUUCACUUUCCCCGAUGAAUCAACGAAUUGAAAAAACGCAAUGUGAAGGUAUUUUCUGGUGAUCUGUUAAAUAAAUGAUGCAUGACAACCUCCCUUAUUUCAUAGACAAUGACUACCGUCCAGUCUAACACAAAUGUUACUUGUUUUAAUGUGAUCAUCCUUGUUUCAAACAGUUGUUUAAUCAUGAUGAGAAUCAAAUUCUAUAAAGAUACAAACGACUGUUUAUCGUACAUUUAUAAUCACGCAUUUCAUGAUUAUUUCUCAUUCAACUGUCUAGUUGAAGAGGAAACGGGAACCAUGCCAACUGAUAGGGCAAGUGAUACAACUCUUGACAAACCACUGAGCGAAGAGUGUAGAAAGAUUCUGAAUGGUGUUAAAUAUUACCUUGUAAAAGAUAUGGAUGCAGAGGAAGUUUUACUAAGAAUGGCACAUGAGAACGUCUUUAACGCAGCUGAAGAAGACAGAAUAAAAGCGAAGCCAACACGAUCGGAAAAAAAUGGGCAGUUGCUGGAGAUUUUACCAACGAAGGGUACAAAAGCCUAUGAAAUCUUCAAGAAAGUACUCCAGAAGGUUCACCAGCACCUUGCAAACCUAAUUUUGGAACGUGGUAAGUGUUAUGAUGACCACGAAAAUCAAUUGGCAUUAAAAGAAAGCUGUAUGAUUACAUGUCAUCCUAAUUUUGGAACGAUGCCGCACAAUACACCGAGAUAGAGAUGUCAAACCGGUUUCUAAAAGCGAGUGCCCUACACCUGUAAAGCCUUAUUUCUCUUUUAAUGUGAGGAAAUUACCUUGCGAUUGCUACAUAUUGCAGUGAACUCAGUGUGAUCAUAAAUUCAUUAUGCAAACCAUUUUUUUAAACUUUAAACUUUUGUAAGUUUUGCACUUCAUUGCGUUCUUUCUUUCAUCUCAGAAAACAUGGAACUGAGAAGUGAUGAAAACUCAAGGCAAGCUGACAGGGCAAGACAGGCAACUGACUCAGGUAAGGUCUUAAAGCUACUUUAUUAUUUACCCAAAGAGGGGAAGGGGAGGCUGACUUUCUUAGCGAGCCAACUUUGCUGGAUCGAACAAUUCCCAAAAACGAUGCUGUUCUUAACAAGGUUGAUGGGUGGUAUCGUGGUGAAGGGAAGGCAACUACUUAAAGAUUCUGUUUUCUUAUCAAGCGGUUGCUGCUCAAAAGAUAGUGCAGGAACUUGCUGGCUGCACCAUGGAACGAAACUUCAUAAAAGUAUUUGAACCUUUUACGCUAUGGUGUUUAUAUGAACUGACGAGUAACAGACAUUGCAGAUCACUUAUGUAAUAAGCUUCGUCUUUAUAAUUCGCAGCUGAAAACGAACUUAGAAAGGAAGUCGUUACUCUUCAACGAUGCUUGUCAAUACUGGAAGAAGCGGGAAACUGUUGGAAGGAACUUGGAGCAGAACUUCAAAUAUCAGAAAGCGAACUUCGCAAUAUAGAAACAGAUCAUCAACGCGCUAGAGAUAAAGCAUCUGCCGUACUUGAAAAAUGGAGGGAUAUGAAAGGGCGUGACGCGACUGUAGGAUGCCUUUUGGACGCCUUUGAAAGAAGUGGCCAAAAAAGGAUUGCAGAUAAUUUGUUAGGUAUGGAAAUCUAUUUUUAUCGUCCUAGAAAGUGGCAUGUUAUGAUUUAUGAGAUACAAUGUGUAAACAAUAGCCUUCAUUUCGGUGCGGAAAUUACCUGUUGCUGGCAUAGCUAGUAUGUCACCGAGGUUCGGUUGUAGUGUAAUAGUGGCGCAAAAGUUUAUUUGAUUUUUUUCCUUCUCAGAGUUAUGGCGAGCCGAACUGUAGGACAGUCCCUGGCUGUGAGAAAGUAAACAACCAAGUGAAGUGCUUAAAGAAUUUGAGGAAAGUAAUUCUACUACAAAUAAAAAAAACUGCGGGAAGGCAAAGUCGUGUGAUGGAUAUAAUUAUAGUUAGUUGAAUGAAUUGAGAACACCCUAGAUUGAAUGGGCUUGAAAACACUUGCAUAGGCUUCCACUAGCUUGAGAGGCAGGGAGCGUUUUAAAUAUGUCAACCAAAUAAUUCUGUUGUAAUGUGAUAUAGACAAGUUGGAGAGGAAAAUGUAAGUUUACUUUACUAAGUAUCGAUAAAUCAGACUGCAAAUAAAUGUCUGUAUUAUAAUGUACAGGCAUGCUUAUACGUUUUCUAGUGAACUGGGUAGUCCUGAAAAGUCUGUUGACGGUUAAAGUGACUGAAGUUAAGACAGCUCACAUUCGAAGCUGUGAGUAACUAAAAUGAAAACAUUUGUUGCCAAAACUGCCUAUUGGAUUUCUAAGCUUCUUAAUAGUGCCACUGGAUACGGAAAAAAGUUUGACGCAAGAGUAACGCUGAAGACAUGCAAUAUGAGAUAUAUUAUAAUAUCAGUUAUAAUUAUCGUAAAUCUGAAUGUCUCUGGCUUAGUUAAUGAACGUCGUCGACACUGGAACUUUUGAAUCUUGAGAGUUUCCUUUCCAUUUCGCUUCAAAGAGAGUACGACAAACGAACAACUUUUCAAAGGCGGAUUUAUUGUUAAGUAUCAGAAGAAUAAGUGUGUAUUAUUCGAGACCAGAAUGUUCGACCCCUAUCAGUUAUUAUUAGGCUACAUCGAAAGGCUACACAGUCAAGAAAAGAUCAAAGCCAUCAAACUUUGGACAAACCUAAGUCACUACAGGUGUCAACAUAUAUAUAUAAUUUGUCAUAGAGGAUAUUUCAUUCUGCCUUGUACUCUGUGUUCCAAUACUUUAAAACAAGGUCCAAAAUCGCAAGUGCCAUGGCUACUUAAAAAGUGUUUUUUCCAAUCGUCAUACAUGGUACAUUUUCGUCACCAGAAAAAAUUUAAAAUACAAAAAGGC
This is a messenger RNA of Pocillopora meandrina, 4845 nucleotides long. Lineage: Eukaryota; Metazoa; Cnidaria; Anthozoa; Scleractinia; Pocilloporidae. The record is from the annotation of a GenBank genome assembly.